CCACCGAACGUCUGAGACAAAAAUGAAAAUGAAAUUGAAAUCUCAAACUAUCUACUAAACUCAACCACCUAACCCCAGCUUCACAGCCCGCAACCAACAACGCAACAAGAUGUUCUCCCACCACCAUUUCCUACACCCACAUAUGGCAACGAUUGCCUUCGCCGCUGGCGCUUUGGCCAACACUGCAACCGCCGAUGAAAUGCUGCUGCUCGAUGACGAACUCAUCGUCAGUCAAGCAUAUUACACCAAUUCGCAGCUUUUCGCCUUUGACUCCUCAUCGUUGGUGGAUCUACAGCAGUUGCUGCAGAGUGAUGCAUUCAAGCAGAAUAUGUCUCUAACACUCAAUAUAUCGACGGAAAAUCUCACGGAUCUGUUAAAUACAGCGCAGCUAAAUCAAACCCGCGAUGUGGCACAACAGCAGCUCGCCAUGUCCGUGCUGAUUACGCUCACCGUCUUCUAUGCAAUUAUUUUCGUUGCCGGUGUUUUGGGUAAUCUCAUCACUUGCAUUGUCAUUUGGCGGAAUAAAUUUAUGCACACAGCGACAAACUAUUACCUUUUCAAUCUGGCUGUAUCGGAUUUAAUGCUGCUGCUAUCCGGUGCACCACAAGAUGUCUACAGCUAUUGGUACCCAAAUGCCUUCCCGUUCGGCGAUGCCAUAUGCAUACUUGGCAGUGUAUUGGCCGAAACAGCAACAAAUGCAACUGUGCUGACAAUUACAGCAUUUACCGUUGAGCGCUAUAUAGCCAUAUGCCAUCCAUUUCGACAGCACACCAUGUCGAAGCUAUCGCGCGCCAUCAAGUUCAUCUUGGCCAUUUGGGUGACGGCUCUGUUGCUCGCCUUGCCGCAGGCCAUGCAAUUCUCUGUCGUUUCAGAGCAGGGCGGCACCUCGUGCACGAUUGGCAAUCACUUCGUCGAACAUGUUUUUGCCGUGUCGGGUUUUAUCUUCUUUGGCGGUCCCAUGACGGCGAUUUGCGUACUUUAUGUACUGAUUGGUAUAAAGUUAAAGCGUAGCCGUUUGCUGCAGGCCGUACCACGACGGAGCCUAGAUGUGCAUCGUGGCAUAAGUGCACAGAGUCGAGUGAUCAGAAUGUUGGUUGCCGUCGCGGUAGCCUUCUUCCUUUGCUGGGCACCCUUCCACGCUCAACGUCUGAUGGCUGUGUACGGCAGCAGCGCCAAUAUUGAAUCGCAACUCUUCAAGGAUGUCUUCGAGGCUGUCGAUCUCACAUCCGGUGUACUGUAUUACCUAUCGACCUGCAUUAAUCCCUUACUUUACAACAUCAUGAGCCACAAAUUUCGUGAUGCUUUCAAGGUUACUUUGGCCCGUCAAUUCGGAUUUCCCGGCCGCUAUCAGAGUCAAAGCCACAACUACAGCGCCCUGCUGCGCCAGAACGGCUCGAUGCGUCUACAUACAACGGUGAAUAACAAUGCUCUCGAUCACUACCACUCUUACCGAGUUAUGCAAUUGCAUUGUCGUGACCAAAGCCAUCAUCUUUCUCUGCAGGACAGCAUCCGCACAACAACAACGACGACCACAAUCAACAGCAACAGCGGCGGAAUGGGCAGCAUGGGUGGAAUGGGCGGCAAUAGUGUCAGCCGACGCUCCUCGAAUCGUUCUCGUUACACCUCCAUCGGCUCACAGUCACCGCUGACAACAACACUAGCCAAGCGUGAUGAAAUCUUGGUGAAUGCAAUAAAUGGCAGCAAACAACAGCAACAACAACAACACCAUCACAUGCUCCAAUCUCAACUGUCGCAACGCUCGAAUGGCGCCGAUAGUAAUUUACUGUUCGACAUGGAAUUGUGCGCCGGACAUAAUUAUUGCCACCACGCUCACGCGCCGUCCUCAUCGUCGAACUCGUCGUCGGCCAUAAAUUCCAACCGUAGUGAUAAUUUACGACGCUCCGUCAUUAGCAAUAGUAUGGUGCAUAAUGCGCGUAGCGCUGGCCGAGCCGUGUGCGAUGAUCGCAUGUCGAUUAAUUCGCAGGAAUGGGAUAGCAGCGCCAGUCAAUAUGAGCUCGGCGAUGCACACUGCAUGUUGGGUAGCGGCGAACUUGAGUCCGCCACAACGAAUAGUCUGUCGCGAACGCCUGUGGGUGGCGUUGUACCAACACCACCACUGUCCGGCAUGCAGCCCGUUAAUUCCAUAGCGGAAUUGGACGUGCAUGCACCGGCACGCACGCGUCUCAAACUUUCGCGCAUAAUAAAUCGACGUGACCAGGACACAUUGUUGGCCAAAUCGACGCCGCGUGCAGAGCUAAUGCGCAGCACCGUUAAUGUGCCUAAUGUGCCCGGUUCACCGUUUACGACCUACGAACAGAAUAAGAAGAAGCAAGCGCGUGAGAGUGCGGCAAACGGCAGGCGAGCACACAAAACCUUUGACACACUCACCGGCAUGUUCCAUUGGCGUGCACGUAGAAAGGAGCUGGGGGGUCGUCGCAUCGAUGGAAAGAGCAGUAAUGGUAAUGGGCGUGCACGUCAGGACAGCCUGACGACAACACAUUAUCACACAAAUGCGACCGCUACACCCACACCGCGUAUGGCUGUUAUGCGUAGCAUAUCGUCUGCAGCGCCCUGCAUGCUCGAGUCCACGUUGAAUGUCGAAAUGGUGGGGGAAAAGCUGUGAAAAGCAUGUCCGACAUGCACCCAAUGAUUCAACACACACACACACACACAUACACACAAAUAAAUACAGCCACCAGAACACACAACACAUUAAGUGAGUGAUAGCUAUGUACAUAGAUAGUUAGUUAGUUAGGUAUGCACCGUUAUGUUGAAAUUGAGAAAGUUCACUGCUAGUGAACCCAUAUUUUGACCAUUUUUGGCAUUUGACAGGUCACAUAGCCCAUAUGGCGAGGCACACACACCACACGACGCUUAUGUGCGCAACCUUACAUGUCGCUCGUUCGUACGUACGUACAUAAGUCUCUGGUUGAUUACGCUUACCAACCACCCACAUAUACACAAGUACUUAAACACUACGGCGCUCCGAGCUCGCAACCAUGAAAAUCAAUAUAAAGGAACGCCGCCAAAAUCUCUGACAAAUUAUUUAAGCGAAAACAUGGCACUCAGCUCUACCCACUUCCAAAUAUUUACAUACAUGCAUAACUUGUAUAUGUCAUGUAUAUACUUACAUGGAAAUUUCGCUUACACUAUCUGUCGUCAUCUACACACUCCAGCCACCGUUAGUCACCCAGUCACGAGCACGAAAAGUGCGAGUUUUCUAAAUCAUCUAAGCAAUCUGUCUCAUCAGCGUGUUAGGCCACUUAUCUCCGCAAUUUGUUGCCACAUCAAGACGACUCACUAACCGCAAAACUCGUGCAUACGCAUUUAUACACACAUUUGUCCUUUGUCGCAUUGUCGCAUUGCCGCAUUGUCUUCAUCCAUCCAAAGACCAUCGUACAUUUGCGUAAAUACAGAAAUAAAAUAAAUUACAAGAAAUCCCCUAGUCAGACAGUCGCAUCUCUACAAAUGCCAGAACAUUAACUAAAAUCAAACUCAUACAUGUGUGUGUGUGUGUUUUGCGUCGUACGCGGUCGUCCCAAUGAGUGUGCAACAUAUGUAAAUGGUAAUUUUCAGUAACAGAGAAUAACUUGAGAGUGAAAGUGAGAAGCGUUUAAUGUCAAAAGCAACAAUGAUAUAUGUAAUUAUUUUCAUAUAUAAUAUAUGCGAUAGAAAUGGGAUGCGAUGUUAUAUUUAUUACAGAACAAACUGCAUAACUUAACGCAACUUGGCAUAGCUUAGAAUAAUAUGAAUUAUGUCAGCCCAUAAUCAAUCAUAAUUCUAAAUAUAAUCGAAGUCAUAGUAUAAUGAAGCAUAACUUAACAUAACUUAACAUAACAUACCAUAA
Ceratitis capitata (Mediterranean fruit fly) is the source of this 3847-nucleotide messenger RNA. Its product is annotated as tachykinin-like peptides receptor 99D. The transcript is spliced from 6 exons. The record is from RefSeq and is a predicted model, not a curated record. Gene Ontology annotation, cellular component: plasma membrane. Bases 110 to 2623 code for a protein of 837 amino acids. Lineage: Eukaryota; Metazoa; Arthropoda; Insecta; Diptera; Tephritidae. Gene Ontology annotation, biological process: neuropeptide signaling pathway. Gene Ontology annotation, molecular function: neuromedin U receptor activity.